Molecule: messenger RNA, 4744 nt
Organism: Podospora pseudopauciseta
Lineage: Eukaryota; Fungi; Ascomycota; Sordariomycetes; Sordariales; Podosporaceae
Gene: PMA1
Product: plasma membrane H+-ATPase
Exons: 5
Coding region: 1979-4744 (921 amino acids)
Biological process (GO): regulation of intracellular pH; proton export across plasma membrane
Cellular component (GO): plasma membrane
Molecular function (GO): ATP hydrolysis activity; P-type proton-exporting transporter activity; ATP binding
Source: RefSeq, a predicted model, not a curated record
UUUCUGUCCCUCUCUCCCCCCCAUCCCAAAUUGACCGAGAAACAAAUAGCUCGUCGAUUGCCCCAUCGCCCGGUGAGCAGAGCAUGGAAUGCCUUCCCGGCUCCAUCGCCUUCCUCACCGGGAUGGUCCCCCACCGCACCGAGAAGAGCCGGCUGGCUUCUGCCCGCGAAAAAGGGACGAAGGCGAGGGGCGAGAAUGAGCACAGGAACCAUUAAGAUACCUCGCCGCCGGGUACCGGUGGGAUUUUCGGUUUCGAAGCCGAAGCCCGUCCUUCUGAUCGCCUUGUGAUGUGAUGCUUCUCAUCAAUCGUUCUCUCUCUCUGUUUCUUGGUCCGACCAGUGAGAUAAGGCCAAUCGCAGGACGAGGCGCUCUCUGAGUGGUCAGACGAGCAGGCCAAACCGAUUGCGACUGGGCGGGCAUGGGGGGCCCAGGUUGGCGACCCAUGACGGGCAGCCAACACCCCAAAGCUUGUCGGUUCGCAGUUUCUCAUGCCUGGCGAACGAGGUCUCGAGCGCCGCUGACAACCCCGGGCCUCGCCCUCUUCAUCUGAUUUUUCAGUGCAUGGCAGCGCCGUCGCGGGGAGCGCAUGGUGUCAAUUGGAUUCUGGACAGGCCGUGCCAGCUUGUGGCGAGGGAAUUAAUGGGCGUGGCUCACUAUAAGCGCGCAUUUGCAGCUCUUUUUGCCUUUCUGAAUGCCUGCAUCUUUUCUGCUCAUUGAGAGCUCGUUGCCAGAAGCAGAGAGCUUCUCAGAACCACAGAGGCACAGCCAGAAAAUCCCGCACGCAAGGCCUGUGAAUGGAUGACGGAGAUACCUGGAAGUGGAGUCACGACAAGGUACCGAGGACCCAGGCAAUGGCGGCAUCCUCGGCGGGCUAGGACAGACAAGAGUGGAGAGCCGGUACAAGGCCAGAUUGCGCACCCCAGGUACCUCGCUGUUGAUUGUGACCUGCAGUUGCGCGACCCACUGUUUUCAAGGACCAGGGUAGCAAGUGGUUGCUGUGGGUUGCGAUGCCCGUUGCUUGGGUUGCUUGGGGUCUCGGAGGAAGAGGAAAGCAGGAAUGGCAGAGCAGACAAGGACAGUGCCAAUUGGGACGGCAGAACACGCCGACCACGCGCCGAUGCUGCAGGAACGCCCAGUAGCGCACAGUCUAGGGUCGGGGGCACACACAGUGUAAGGCAUUCAUCCCAAUGGAAGGACGGGGAAGGAGGCAAAGAGCGAGUCGGGGAAACCUGGAACUGAAGGUAGAAAGAAGCGGUAAUCGCAGCAGCAGCAAGCAGCUGGAACAGAGCACGGGCACUGGACUGGCAGGCACGCAGCAGCAGCGGGCAGGCAAAAGAGCGGAUUUGACGAGUGGGCGAGUUGGAGUGGAUUGAUUGAUGGGAUGGAUGGAUUUUGGAGGAGCAAUGGAGUGUGGGUGGGUGGGCGAUGAGUGGGUGAGCGGGUGAAGGUUCCACCAGUCCUGUAGGUGGUCGGUACCUGGGUACCUUCGCUUGGACGUGCAAUUCCGUACUGUGCCCACGGUAGCGCAGCUUGUAGCGGGCAAGGAAGCUUUGAUCAGGGCCGGGAAAGGUCGCUCGUGGUUCGCGGCGUUGUUGGAAAGGUUGAAAUACUUGGACUGCCCGCUUCCCUCCCCCCUCUCUUUCCUCUUUUUGCUUCACGCUUGAAGGCCCUUUUUAACUCUCCCUUCGACGUGAGGUCUCGCUCUCCCUCGAGUCCAAACUCAACUCUCCUCUCUACACCCUAAUUCUCUCUCGGUUUUUGUGGUCGCCAACACCGCAUCACCGCCACCUCACCUAUUAAUAAGGUCGUCACAACAAACAACCUUUGAGGCCGCGUCCGCCCACCUAGCUUUGGUUCACCACCUACAACCAUAUCUACCUAAGCAUCACUUGAUCACUCCGCGCCCUACUGAUCACCUUUAUUUCUCCUCGUCCCGAUCAGCCCCGAGCAGAGCUUAUCUGCCGACAACCGCGUCACAAUGGCCGAACACUCGACCACCGGCGCUCCCGCGCUGUCGACCAACAUUGAGAGUGGCAACUUUGACGAGAAGGCCCCUCACCACGCCGCCCCUCCCAAGCAAAAGGUCGUGGAGGAAGAGGAGGAGGAUGAGGACAUUGACGCCCUCAUCGAGGACCUCGAGUCCAACGACGGCCAUGGCAUGUUUGAGGAAGAAGAGGAGGUCGCUCCCGGCUCCGGGCGCGUCAUUCCUGAGGACAUGCUCCAGACCGACACCCGCGUCGGUCUCACCGAGCAGGAGGUUACCCAGAGACGCCGCAAGUAUGGUCUCAACCAGAUGAAGGAGGAGAAGGAGAACCUUCUCCUGAAGUUCCUUGGCUUCUUCGUCGGUCCCAUUCAGUUCGUCAUGGAGGCUGCCGCCGUCUUGGCUGCUGGUCUCGAGGACUGGGUUGAUUUCGGUGUCAUUUGCGGUCUGCUCCUUCUCAACGCUGUCGUCGGUUUCGUCCAAGAAUACCAGGCUGGUUCUAUUGUCGAUGAACUCAAGAAGACUCUCGCCCUCAAGGCUGUCGUCCUCCGUGAUGGCACCCUCAAGGAGAUUGAGGCUCCCGAGGUCGUCCCCGGUGACAUCCUGCAGGUUGAAGAGGGUACCAUCAUUCCCGCCGAUGGUCGCAUCGUCACCGAUGAUGCUUUCCUCCAGGUUGAUCAGUCUGCCAUCACCGGUGAGUCUCUCGCCGUCGACAAGCACAAGAACGACUCCUGCUACGCUUCUUCCGCUGUCAAGCGUGGUGAGGCUUUCCUCGUCGUUACUGCUACCGGUGACAACACCUUCGUCGGUCGUGCCGCUGCCCUCGUGAACGCUGCUAGCGCCGGCUCCGGUCACUUCACCGAGGUUCUCAACGGCAUUGGUACUAUUCUCCUGGUUCUCGUCAUUCUCACCAACUUGGUCGUCUGGGUUGCUUCCUUCUACCGCAACAACGGCAUCGUCAAGAUCCUUGAGUUCACCCUCGCCAUUACCAUCAUUGGUGUUCCCGUCGGUCUUCCCGCCGUUGUCACCACCACCAUGGCUGUCGGCGCUGCUUACCUUGCCAAGAAGAAGGCCAUCGUCCAGAAGCUCUCUGCCAUCGAGUCCCUUGCCGGUGUCGAGAUUCUCUGCUCUGACAAGACUGGUACUCUCACCAAGAACAAGCUCUCUCUCGCUGAGCCCUACACCGUCGCUGGUGUCGAGCCCGAGGACCUCAUGUUGACUGCCUGCUUGGCCGCUUCCCGCAAGAAGAAGGGUAUGGAUGCCAUCGACAAGGCUUUCCUCAAGUCCCUCAAGUUUUACCCCCGUGCCAAGUCUGUUCUCUCCAAGUACAAGGUCCUCGAUUUCCACCCCUUCGACCCCGUCUCCAAGAAGGUUCAAGCCGUUGUCGAGUCUCCCCAGGGUGAGCGCAUCAUCUGCGUCAAGGGUGCCCCUCUUUUCGUCCUGAAGACCGUUGAGGAAGACCACCCCAUUCCCGAGGAGGUUGAUGUCGACUACAAGAACAAGGUUGCCGAGUUCGCUACCCGUGGUUUCCGUUCCCUCGGUGUUGCCCGCAAGCGUGGUGAGGGCUCCUGGGAGAUUCUCGGUAUCAUGCCCUGCUCUGACCCCCCUCGUCACGAUACCGCCCGCACCAUCAACGAAGCCAAGUCUCUCGGUCUCUCCAUCAAGAUGCUUACUGGUGACGCCGUCGGUAUCGCUCGUGAGACUUCUCGCCAGCUCGGUCUCGGCACCAACGUUUACAACGCCGAGCGUCUCGGUCUCGGUGGCGGCGGUGACAUGCCCGGCUCUGAGGUUUACGAUUUCGUCGAGGCUGCCGAUGGUUUCGCCGAGGUCUUCCCCCAGCACAAGUACAACGUCGUCGAGAUUCUCCAGCAGCGUGGCUACCUCGUUGCCAUGACCGGUGACGGUGUCAACGAUGCUCCCUCGCUCAAGAAGGCUGACACUGGUAUUGCUGUCGAGGGUGCUUCCGAUGCUGCCCGUUCUGCUGCCGAUAUCGUUUUCCUUGCCCCUGGUCUCGGUGCCAUCAUUGAUGCCCUCAAGACUUCUCGCCAGAUUUUCCACCGCAUGUACGCCUACGUUGUCUACCGUAUCGCUCUGUCGAUCCAUCUCGAGAUCUACCUUGGCCUCUGGAUCGCCAUCCUCAACCGCUCCCUCAACAUUGAGCUCGUUGUCUUCAUCGCCAUUUUCGCUGAUGUUGCCACCCUUGCCAUUGCCUACGACAACGCUCCCUACUCCAAGACCCCCGUCAAGUGGAACCUGCCCAAGCUCUGGGGUAUGUCCGUCCUUCUCGGUGUCGUCCUUGCCGUCGGUACCUGGAUCACUGUCACCACCAUGUACGCCCACCCCAACGGUGGUAUCAUCCAGAACUUCGGUAACCUCGACGAGGUUGUCUUCCUUCAGAUCUCGCUCACUGAGAACUGGCUCAUCUUCAUCACUCGUGCCAACGGUCCCUUCUGGUCCUCUCUUCCCUCGUGGCAAUUGGCCGGCGCUAUUCUCGUCGUUGACAUUUUGGCCACUCUCUUCUGUAUCUUCGGAUGGUUUGAGGGCGGUGACCAGACUUCGAUCGUCGCGGUUGUCCGUGUCUGGGUCUUCUCUUUCGGUGUGUUCUGCGUCAUGGGCGGUGUUUACUACAUCCUCCAGGACUCUGUCGGGUUUGACAACCUCAUGCACGGCAAGUCCCCCAAGGGCAACCAGAAGCAGAGAUCGCUGGAGGACUUUGUUGUCUCUCUCCAGCGUGUGUCUACGCAGCACGAGAAGUCGCAGUGA